Anthonomus grandis grandis is the source of this 987-nucleotide messenger RNA. RefSeq lists its product as uncharacterized. NCBI's taxonomy places the organism in Eukaryota, Metazoa, Arthropoda, Insecta, Coleoptera, Curculionidae. Bases 1 to 987 code for a protein of 328 amino acids. The record is from RefSeq and is a predicted model, not a curated record. The transcript has 3 exons.
AUGCUCGCUUAUUUUAAAGCCAUAGGCAAAUACAUUACCGAUUGCGGUCUCACGGACGUUGCCGUUGAGAGUGGAAUUAUUGCCGGUGGUUCGGUAAAUAGUUUUCUAAUCGGAAAACAUUUCAAUAGGUGUAAAAGAAUACACCCAAUGAUGGCUCUGGGCUUGGAGUGCCUUAUGUUCGAAGCAUUUGUGAAGCACGAAGCUAUCAAUAAUUGUGAUGAAAACACUUGCCUCUUUAUUUUUAUUUUUAUAUUUAUAGAUAAUGACUGCAGCAAGAGAUGGGGAUAUGUAAGAGAUUAUUACAUAAAGAGACGAGGCAAACCUAGCACGGGUUCGUCUGGGGAAGCAGCAAAGAAAAGAUCUGAGCAGCUGUCAUUUUUAGAUAGUAUCUCUUCAGGCAAGAGAAGCACUCUCAGCAACAUAGAAAAUUCUGAAUCUCAGGAGAGUGUAAAAAAUAGCACGGCUCUUUGCAGUAAAGAGAGCAACAACAUAGAGCAACAACAGUCUGAAUUACUUACUGUAGACGACACUAGUAGCAAUAUUUUAGAUAUUCCAGAAAAUGGAGCUGAAACUGAGAAAACUCCAAAAGUUACUAAACGUAAAUGUUCAACUACAUACACACCUGCUGAUGAACGUUUGAAGAUAUUAAGACAAAUAGCUGAAAGGCAAGAUCAAAACAAAAUGGAAAAGCAGGAUGAAAAUGAUUUAUUCUUUGCAUCCAUAGCAAAAAUAACUAGCAAGCUGCCAAAAAUCGUUCAGGCUAGGCUUCGAAUGCAAAUUGGAAAUUUAGUUGGAAAUGCAGAGAUAGAACAUCUAUCACCAUUGCCAAGUGCUGACUAUGGGCGUGGACCAUUAUCAGCAGGUAGCUCAACAUCAUACAGUACAUUUGUUUCCGAUGAUUCUGUAACACCAAUAGGAGCAUCCGCUUAUUGGCGGAGCCCAGCCAAUACUAAAUGCACAUGUUUUGAUAAAUUUACAAUUUUAUAA